Molecule: messenger RNA, 1834 nt
Organism: Meloidogyne enterolobii
Lineage: Eukaryota; Metazoa; Nematoda; Chromadorea; Rhabditida; Meloidogynidae
Source: the annotation of a GenBank genome assembly
GUAUUAUGUAACUACCUAACUACUAUUUAUAUUUUUAUUUUUUACAAUAAAUCUUUUAAAAAAUUAUUUUUCAUUUUCUAUCUAGAAAAUUCUAAAAAAUGGAAAAUAUUUCUUUUAAUUUUUACCCUUACUAUUUUUAAUUUAUAACACAUUCCAUGAAAUUUUUUAGGUAACUACCUAGAUCUAAUUUCGUUAACUGGCCUUAUAAUAAUCUUCUCUCCAAUCUUUUUUUACAUUUACAUAUAACAAUUUUUUUGGAGCAAGUGAAUAACUUCAAUGAAUUAUUAUAUUAUUUUUUACACCCUAUAAUUAUGCAUGAUAAACAAGUAAACAAAAAAUUCCAUGAUUAUCACGUCAUCCCACUCCAUUUUCUUUUCAUCUCCAUACAUUUUUCUCUUUAAAAUUACAAAUGGUUAAACGCUAACAGACAAAUACCUACCUAUAUCCUUUAUGAACCCAAUCCAAGUGUUCACUGUUAAAACUCGGAAACAAAAGGAAAACACGAUGACAAGAACUCAACGGUUAUAGGGACCUGAAUCUAGUGUAGAAUCCUAGGUUUUUCUGGCUCUGUUCUGAUUCUAAUUCGAUUUUUAUAAGUACAAUGUCUGCCCAAUUUUUGCCUGAUAUAAUUUUUAGUACAAAAUGAGGAGUAAAACGGGUGCUGAUAGUUUGAAAAGCGUUGCUAUGGUAAUAAAUAUAAUUCUAAAAAUAUAUUUUUUGAAUAAUUCUUGAGUAUUUUAACCUAAACUACUAAAAUUUCAUUAUUAUUUGUUUAAAUAGAUUUUCUAAAAUUUAUUUUUAAAUGUCUUCGUUGAUUAAAGAAGGCUUUAUACAACGUUAUAAAGCUGGAUUUUUAAUUUCUAACAAAUGGAAAAGUAAUUAUGCUGUUUUAUAUUCUGAUUCAACACUUGCAUUUUUUAAUAAUAGGGGUGAUGCAAGACCAGUCGAAACAAUUUUUCUAAAAAAUGUUGUCCCUUACACCUGUGUUGGAUUCAUGUGUGAUAGGAUGCCUGUCCGUCGUCCAUCUCUACCGCAAGGUGUAGCUGUUCAACGUUUGGUGGGUAUUGGAAUGGAUCCGCAAGCCUCAAAAGUUCAUUGGAUUCUUUUUCCAUCAGAACAAAUAUUAGAAGAAUGGAUGAAUGCUAUCCUUUCGACUCUACCCAAACCACCACCAAAUCCUUCACAGAAUACUCCUCAACAGCCUACAAGUGAAAAAACUUUUGUUCCCCCAGCAAGAUACCCGGACGCCCCACCUGCUUAUCCAACACCACCAAUGUCAAAUACUUAUCCUUCCAAUGUUCAGCAGCCGCAACAGAACCCUUAUGGAGCGAGACCUCAAUAUCCACAGCAACAACCUUAUUAUCCUCCCCCACAGCCUCAAACAGUAAUUAUUGAUCGUACAUCAACAGCCUAUGCUCAACCAACUGCUACUUCCACAUUUGGCACUGGAUUAGCAGCCGGAGCUGGAGGGGCACUCCUUGGCUCUCUUCUAGGUUACGGUAUUGGCAGUAUGUUUGCACCACAUGGGGGUUGGGGAGGUGGUGGAUGGGGAGGGGGUUAUGGAGGUAGUGGGUUUGGUGGAGGAUAUAUACAGGAUAAUGAUACUUACAUAACUAACAAUUAUUAUAUGAAUGAUGAUAAUAAUCAGAGCUCAAUACCUGUAGUGAACGAUGUUACUGACUCUACAGAUUAUUCUCAUCCUGGAAUUACCGAUUAUAGUGGCGGAACUUAUGACUAUGAUGGAGGGGGAGCUUGGGAUUCAGGUGGAGGCUUUGACAGUGGUGGAGGAUUUGAUAGUGGAGGUGGAUUUGAUAGUGGUGGUGGUGAUUGGUGA